This is a messenger RNA of Daucus carota subsp. sativus, 1691 nucleotides long. RefSeq names its product eukaryotic initiation factor 4A-8. The coding region runs from base 192 to 1433 and encodes 413 amino acids. The transcript is spliced from 5 exons. Gene Ontology annotation, molecular function: RNA helicase activity; ATP binding; RNA binding. The record is from RefSeq and is a predicted model, not a curated record. NCBI's taxonomy places the organism in Eukaryota, Viridiplantae, Streptophyta, Magnoliopsida, Apiales, Apiaceae.
GCAUAUUCGUCAAUUCAUUCAUUGAACCCUGAAAGCACCUAUAAACACUAGCUACACUUGAAGGCCCAUUCCUCAACUCCACGGCGUAGAUCCGAGGAGUUUGGAAAACCCUAGAAUUUCUUCAAUCUCUCUCUGCUCUCUCCUCUCUCUCAAAACAUCUCGCUACUCUCUCUCCUCCUUCACAAUCAGUUAUGGCAGGAUUAGCACCGGAAGGGUCUCAGUUUGAUACUAAUCAGUAUGACUCCAAAAUGAGCGAUUUGCUUUCAUCUGAUGGGCAAGAUUUCUUUACCUCCUAUGACGAAGUUUAUGAUAGUUUUGAUGGCAUGGGUUUGCAAGAGAACCUGUUGAGGGGAAUUUAUGCAUAUGGUUUUGAAAAGCCAUCUGCUAUUCAACAAAGGGGAAUUGUUCCUUUUUGCAAAGGUCUUGAUGUUAUUCAACAGGCUCAGUCUGGAACUGGGAAGACUGCAACAUUUUGCUCUGGUAUACUGCAACAGCUCGAUUAUAAUGUUGUGGAGUGCCAGGCCCUAGUAUUGGCACCGACUCGAGAGUUGGCACAGCAAAUCGAGAAGGUUAUGCGUGCACUUGGUGACUACCUUGGUGUGAAGGUGCAUGCUUGUGUAGGUGGAACCAGUGUUCGAGAGGACCAACGCAUUCUGUCUGCUGGAGUUCAUGUUGUUGUCGGCACCCCUGGGCGUGUUUUUGACAUGCUCCGAAGGCAGUCUCUUCGUUCUGACUAUAUCAAGAUGUUCGUAUUGGAUGAGGCUGAUGAAAUGCUGUCUCGAGGUUUUAAGGAUCAGAUCUAUGAUAUAUUCCAGCUCCUUCCUCCCAAGGUCCAGGUUGGGGUCUUCUCGGCUACAAUGCCUCCUGAGGCCCUUGAAAUUACAAGGAAGUUCAUGAACAAGCCAGUGAGGAUUCUUGUCAAGCGUGAUGAGCUAACUCUCGAAGGUAUUAAACAGUUCUAUGUCAAUGUUGACAAGGAAGAAUGGAAGCUGGAGACACUUUGUGAUCUUUAUGAAACUUUAGCUAUCACUCAGAGUGUCAUCUUUGUGAACACUAGACGGAAGGUUGACUGGUUAACUGACAAGAUGCGAAGCCGUGAUCACACUGUCUCAGCUACACAUGGAGACAUGGAUCAGAACACACGAGACAUAAUCAUGCGUGAGUUCCGGUCUGGGUCAUCCCGUGUUCUUAUCACCACUGAUCUUUUGGCUCGUGGUAUUGAUGUCCAGCAGGUCUCUCUUGUGAUCAAUUAUGAUCUUCCAACCCAGCCUGAGAACUAUCUUCAUCGUAUCGGACGUAGUGGACGAUUUGGAAGGAAGGGUGUGGCCAUAAACUUUGUUACGACUGAUGACCAGAGGAUGCUGUUUGACAUCCAGAAGUUCUACAAUGUGAUUGUCGAGGAGCUGCCAUCAAAUGUUGCUGACCUCCUGUAAGAGAAUUUUACUUCCUGUUAGUGAGAAAAGGUGUCAGGUUUUUACUUCCGGAGAACUAUCUAUUGAGUAGAUUAAAUGUUUACGCUUAGAGAUAUGUAUGAGUUUUACUUUAAAAGUUAGCUGCAGGGUGACUUUGGUAGUUUCUAUGAACUGUUUGCAGCAAAGAAUCUGUUGCAAUUUUUUUGCAACUAACGUUUGUAUUUUAAUGUCUUCUCAACAACAUAAUCUAUUGUGGUUUUAAUUAUCUUUUAUUUUCUA